Molecule: messenger RNA, 2358 nt
Organism: Ruditapes philippinarum (Manila clam)
Lineage: Eukaryota; Metazoa; Mollusca; Bivalvia; Venerida; Veneridae
Exons: 2
Coding region: 100-1113 (337 amino acids)
Molecular function (GO): dioxygenase activity
Source: RefSeq, a predicted model, not a curated record
AUUUAAUCGCACUUGUUUCACUGAACAAAACAAUUUAUCUUCCAUUAAUGUACUUGAAUUUCAUGAAAAACCAUCAUAAUAACAAGAGAAAAGACAAAGAUGUCUUCAAAUCAAUCUGGACAAGGUAAAACAGUGUUACCGAUAAUAGAUAUGAGUAAAGUUGGCGAAGAUCGUGAAGCUGCGGCCAAAAAUGUGGUUGACAUCCUUGAAAACGUGGGAUUCGCUUAUGUUGACAAUGUGGACGGCAUUGAUUACAAAGGAUUAUGGGAUUGUUGUCAAUGGUUUUUCAAUAAACCUAUGGAAUUCAAGAAGAAAGUAAUGAGAAAGCAAUGGAAUCCAGAAAAUCAAAACCUCUACAGAGGUUACUUUCCAGUUGUUGAAGGAGAGCCUAGCAGGAAAGAAGCAUUUGAAUUUGCGAGGGACGUGCCACCUGAUGAUACGUCGGUGUCGCCUUCAAACUGGUUUUAUGAGAAAUCAACAUGGCCAGAAGAAGACGGUAAUUUUCCUUUCAAGAAGUUUUUGCAGCAGCAGUAUGAGGUGAUGCAUGAGACAUGCAUGGAAAUUCUUCGGUUGUCGGCCAUAGGUCUCGGAAUUCCAGAAAAUGCAUUCAUGAAUCUUUUUGAAGAUAAACCAUGUUCAACAUUCCGAAUUUUGCAUUAUCCCCCAUGGGAUUGUGAACCACCCAAAUCCGCAUUUAUAGAAGAUGGGAAAAUUCUCACUACACCUGAUCAUGCGGAUUCUGAUUUUAUGACAUUGCUUACACCGUUUAAUUUUGGUGGUUUGGAGAUUAUGCAGUCCGACGGCAAGUGGGCAGAAGUAAUGAAGCGACCAGGAAGUCUUGUGAUGAAUAUUGGCGUAACAUUCUCACGUAUGCUGGGAGGAAGAUUCAAGGCAACUCGGCACCGUGUUAUAGAUAUUGGAGUUGAUAGAUACUCUGUUCCAUUUUUCCUUGGUCCACGUUUUGACGGAGAUAUAGGUGUCAACUAUCUCUCAAUGUUUGAGAAAGAUGGCAAGGAUCAUGUUCCUGAGAAAUAUGGUCCCUGGGUAUUACACAGAAUGAAAUACGAACAGAAAUACUUUGAAUAUAAAGUACUUCCGGAGAUAGAUGAAUAAUUGUGCAAUGUAUUAAUCUUAAUUGAAUCCGAUUGCAAAAAAGUAUAUAUAGUUUUAGACCUUAACCUCAUGUUAACUAAGAUUAAUUCAAAAACAGUGUAUUUAGAAACCAUUGCAAAGGUGCAUUUUGUGUAAAUACAAGAACGGUUAACUCAAAUGCAAAGGUGUAGGAUGAAUGUUACAAAAUUAACCAUGAAAGGAUAAAUAUAAAGAUAUUUUUUUAUUAAUACUGUUCAAAACGUAUGUUUUUGUUAUAGAAAUGUUUAGACAUAAGGCAUAAUUCAAAUGCAAUAACUUUGUCAUUUUAAGACCCCAAAUAUAUACUUAUCAUUUGGAAAAAAAAAACCUUUUUCAAGGUUAAAAGAUAUUACAAAGUAAAUACAUAAAAACCUUAUUUUAGGAUUUUCCUGAGAAAUAGUGAUUACAUCGUUAUAUUAAUUAACAUUAAAUGUCCGAUACAUUAUUUGUUUUAGAUUUUUGUUUAAAAAAAAUCAUGUGCGUUUGCAUUUCUUAGAUAUAUGUCAAUAUAACCGUCUGUUAAUGAUGAACACAGCAUUUAUAUAGGUUUCAAGGUUUUCUCUGUUGCAUAAAUUUAUUGAACAAAUUAUAUAUUAGUUAUACUCUGUCAGUUAAAUCACUCUAAACGGUUCAUAAAAUAUUAUAUUUAAUUUUAAAGACACUCAUUAGCAAUGACAAAUGCAUAACAGUUUAAUAUACAACGUUUUUUAUAGAUAAAUAUUAACUAAACUUAAAUGCUCUUAAAAUCCUUUGCUUAUUACUGUAGUAUUGUUAUUACAUAAGACAUAAUUUGAUUGAAACAUCUUUUGUAAGACAUAACAUUUGGAAAUAAUAUUCACCGCAAAAUGUUUCUAUUUUAAGCUAUCAUUUGUUCUGAAUUCAUUAUAAUUGGGUUGAAAAUCGAAGUGAUACAUAGAUACCAGGAAAAAUCUUCCAAAAUCCUACGCAGCGGUCCCCGUUUUACUUCGCUACAGAGCGUAGCCAAUCAAUUCACUGUGAGGAGAGUGGUCAUUUUAUGUUAACAUUGCACACUUAUUAUUAAAGUUUAUGAUUAUAGCGAAAUUAAUGUUAUACAUACUAGAGGUAUUUUAAACGGUCAUUUUUUAAAAGGAAGAAAGUAUUAGGUUUAUAUUAGUUAUAUUAUAUUGUUAUAUUAGCUAAAUUUCCAUGAUUGACUUAUCUAAAAAGUAAAGGUUUGAAUUUCUUCUUUCUCAUUGUCAUUGCAAG